AGUUGCAGAGAUGAUAUCUGGAAAAGUACUGUCUCAGACUCAUCUUUUACGUUAGAAUUGGUUGAUAACAAUGAUUUUUAUGCUUGUAGGAAGAGCUCUAAUGGUGCUAAAGGCCCUAAUCAUGAAAGGAAGAAAGGGAUCCCAUGGACUAUUGAAGAACACAGGCUGUUUCUACUGGGGAUUAAAAAGUAUGGUAAAGGGGAUUGGAGAAAUAUCUCAAGGAACUUUGUGGAUUCCAAGACACCAACACAAGUUGCAAGCCAUGCUCAAAAAUACCAGAAGUGGAAGCUUUCAAGGGGGAAAGAUGAGAAGAAACCAGGCAUCCAUGACGUUACAGUUCUCGAUCUCACCGGCACAACUGUGUUUUCGGAUGAUCGUAAACCGCCUUCGGCAAACCAGUCUAAUGUAGCAUCGCAGCAAAAGCCGGCUAGUAUGUCAAAAACAAGCCCUAAUGAUGGAUCAGCUACGGUUUUCGGUUUGGUGAAUGGCCAAUAUGUCAAGACCAGGCUGUAAUGUUGUAUCCACGUAAUAAUCUCUUUCAUUUUCAAUCGUUUGAUAUAUAUAUACACUUUGAGUGUAUGUAAUGUAAAAUAUAUGUUGCUGAAUCCCUUAGCUUACUGUUCGUGGUGCUAUCCUCAUAAUCCCUUUGAGUGUAUGUAAUGACAGUGAUUUGUUUCUAUCAAGGGUAUGAGAAUUGUACCAUAUAUAUAUACCCGACGUUUAGCCUACUGGUCAUAGGUGCUGUCCUCAUAAUUCAUGUUGUAGAUUCGAGUUAUGAUGUGUGUGUGACAGUGGUUUGUUUCUAUCAAGGGUAUGUGAAUUAUACCAUAUAUAUAUAUAUAUAUAUAGAACAUUUAGUCUACUGAUCAUAGGUGCUACCCUCAUAAUCCACGUCCUAAAUUCAAGUUAUGAUGUGUGUGUGACAGUGAUUUGUUUCUAUCAAAGAUGUGUGAAUUGUACCA
Messenger RNA from Gossypium raimondii (Peruvian cotton), 962 nucleotides. Its product is annotated as transcription factor DIVARICATA. Lineage: Eukaryota; Viridiplantae; Streptophyta; Magnoliopsida; Malvales; Malvaceae. The annotation marks the transcript as partial. Gene Ontology annotation, molecular function: DNA binding. The transcript is spliced from 2 exons. The record is from RefSeq and is a predicted model, not a curated record.